GUCAAAGUUCCCAAUGUUGAUUGUUGAUAUUAUUUGCGUGCAGAUGAGUGGCUGCUGCUGCUGAUAAGACUAUGGGAAAUCAGUGAUUUGUAAUAAGUUUUUUAAAUAAUAUAAAAACACUAUUUUCUAAUUAUUUAAAUAGAAAGUAUGGCGUCGGUAUCUGAGAGUGCCGACAGUGCCCAUACCAAAAAGCCCUCUGAUAGUGCAUUUAAACAACAAAAACUCCCAGCAUGGCAGCCAAUCCUUACAGCGGGAACAGUCCUACCGACCUUCUUUGUUAUAGGAAUAGCAUUUAUACCAGUCGGCAUCGGUUUACUAUACUUUUCAGAUGAAGUGAGAGAGCACAUCAUCGAUUACACCAAUUGUAAUAAAAUUAAUGAGACAACUGGCAACGAAACCGGUCAGACAUGCAUGGACUGGUUAAAAACCAACAAGACUCCCGCGGCAACUUGCCAUUGCAAAAUUAAGUUUUCUUUAAAAGAAAACUUUGAUAACAGGGUUUUCAUGUACUAUGGACUAACAAACUUUUACCAGAAUCACAGGAGAUAUGUAAAAUCGAGAGAUGAUAAUCAGCUGUUGGGCAAUCUGGCUCCAACGCCUGCACACGAUUGUAUGCCUUUUGACUAUAGCAGUGAGAAUAAUAAUGUUAAAAAGCCCAUCGCCCCUUGUGGAGCUAUUGCCAAUUCUAUGUUCAAUGAUGUUCUAAGCCUGUCAGAGUCUUCUGGAAAUGGUUACCAACCAGUAACUCUUCUUAACACGGGAAUAGCAUGGGAUUCAGAUAAAAACAUCAAAUUCCGAAACCCUCCGGGAGAUAAUUUAACGAAAGCGUUUGAUGGUUUCGCCAGACCGAAGGCCUGGAAAAAAGACAUUUGGGAUCUGGAUCCGAGUAAUCCAGAUAAUAACGGCUUCCAGAAUGAAGAUUUAAUUGUUUGGAUGCGGACAGCCGCUUUGCCGACGUUCCGCAAGUUAUAUAGAAGGAUUGAGAGGACGUUGGAGAAAGGAGAUUAUCUGCUUACAGUGGAAUACAAUUAUGAUGUUAGUACUUUUGACGGAUCAAAACAAAUGAUCCUGAGCACCACCUCGUUGCUCGGAGGUAAAAAUCCCUUCUUAGGGAUCGCCUAUAUCGUGGUCGGAGUGAUUUGUUUGGUACUGGGAAUCGCGUUACUUUUGAUCCAUAUUAAAUGCGGAAAAAGCACUAGUGAAAUGAUCAACGUAAACCCUCGAACGCCAUAUCAGUAGUGAAAACAAUCUUUGAAUAGUUACUACGGCUUCAAAUAUACAGAGUGCGACUUAAUAAAAUGGGACACUCUGUAUACAUUUACUAUGUAGGCUUAAAAUUAAUAUUUUUGUUAUUGAUUGUUGUACUUUCCAGUAUUAAAUGAUAUAAUAUGUUAAUUUAUACCAUGAUUUAUUUAUAUGUGUUUUAGCACCUGCAAAUUUUAACGGCAAAGUUAUAUUUUAUUGAAAGUGAUAAUAUACCUCUAUUAGAUUUAAUUAAAAAAUAUAUAUUUAA
Anthonomus grandis grandis is the source of this 1513-nucleotide messenger RNA. RefSeq names its product cell cycle control protein 50A (gene CDC50). The record is from RefSeq and is a predicted model, not a curated record. The transcript has 6 exons. NCBI's taxonomy places the organism in Eukaryota, Metazoa, Arthropoda, Insecta, Coleoptera, Curculionidae. Gene Ontology annotation, cellular component: plasma membrane; endoplasmic reticulum; Golgi apparatus. Bases 148 to 1239 code for a protein of 363 amino acids.